AUGAGAGAUUUGAGGAUGGUUAUUGCGAGCUGGGUUUCCCUGUCCAUUCCUGCUACUCCUGCUGCUGCUGCUAUGGGUGCUGCUGGUUGUGGGGAUGGUAUAACAGGGGAAGGUACAACUGGGGAAGGUGCAACUGGGGAAGGUGCAACUGGGGAAGGCACUACUGGUGCUGGCGGUGGCGGUGUGGCAUACACCCCUGUGCUUCCUGCUAUCCCCACUCCUCCAAGCCACCCCAUCCCUCCCAUCCCCACCCCUCCAGUUCCCACCCCUCCCAUUCCCAUCCCUCCCAUUCCCAUCCCUCCCAUUCCCAUCCCUCCCAUUCCCACACCUCCCAUUCCCAUCCCUCCCAUUCCCACACCUCCCAUUCCCGGCACUACCAUUCCCAUCCCUCCCAUUCCCACCCCUCCCAUUGCCACCCCACCUCCCAUCCCCACACCUCCAUGCAUUCCCAUCCCCCCCAUCCCUACCCCUCCUCUCCCUCCUGCCUUUUUCUUUCCCUUCCCCCUCCCUCCUCUCCCUCCUCCCCUCCCUCCUCCCCCACCCACCAACCCUAGCUCUGCCUCCGCUUCGGCCCAAACCUGCGGGAGGAGAGAGGAGGAGGGAGGGUGUGCGGCAGGGAGGGAGUGA
Messenger RNA from Closterium sp. Naga37s-1, 627 nucleotides. NCBI's taxonomy places the organism in Eukaryota, Viridiplantae, Streptophyta, Zygnematophyceae, Desmidiales, Closteriaceae. The record is from the annotation of a GenBank genome assembly.